Molecule: messenger RNA, 533 nt
Organism: Chelonia mydas (Green sea turtle)
Lineage: Eukaryota; Metazoa; Chordata; Testudines; Cheloniidae
Gene: CTXN1
Product: cortexin 1
Exons: 1
Coding region: 139-393 (84 amino acids)
Source: RefSeq, a predicted model, not a curated record
ACUGGCACAGCUGCGAUCCAGAGCUGGUUCCAUCCCCAGGUGGCUGCCGUUGUGCUUGGGGCCAGGAGGAUGGCUGCCGUGUGACCAGCCCGCACCCUGGCCCAGCUCCCCGCGUGGCGGGCGUGCUACGGCACUGCAAUGAAUGAUGCGUCAACGCUGGAUUAUGAACUGCUGUCCCCCUCCCUGGUGGAGCCCCCCGCCACCGGCCUGGGCAUGGACGCCGAGCAGAAGACGGUCUUUGCCUUCGUCAUCUUCCUCCUGGUCUUCUUGGUGAUGCUUAUGGUGCGCUGCUUCCGCAUCCUGCUUGACCCCUACAGCCGCAUGCCCGCCUCUUCCUGGACUGACCACAAGGAGGGGCUGGAGCGGGGCCAGUUCGACUACGCGCUGGUGUAGUGGGGCCAGGAGCUCAGUGCGCCGCCCCCAUCCCUGCCUUUCUCUAACCCCACAGGGACACUGCCAGCUGGAAGAGGCCUGGCUGGGUUUGUCUCUUUGCUAGGCACUUCUCCUUUUUUCUCCUCAGGCUGCAGCACCGU